Messenger RNA from Danio aesculapii, 2775 nucleotides. RefSeq names its product ribonucleotide reductase M1 polypeptide (gene rrm1). The record is from RefSeq and is a predicted model, not a curated record. Lineage: Eukaryota; Metazoa; Chordata; Actinopteri; Cypriniformes; Danionidae. Gene Ontology annotation, molecular function: ATP binding; ribonucleoside-diphosphate reductase activity, thioredoxin disulfide as acceptor. Gene Ontology annotation, cellular component: ribonucleoside-diphosphate reductase complex. The coding region runs from base 167 to 2551 and encodes 794 amino acids. The transcript is spliced from 19 exons. Gene Ontology annotation, biological process: deoxyribonucleotide biosynthetic process; DNA replication.
GGUUUUUAGCGCGCUGAGAAUUUCAUAACAACAGCCUGAAGGAGCAGCUGAGAAGCCGGCCAACAGUGUAGCACUUUGUCCGCAAAAUACACCUGAUCAUUUUUAUUAAAAAGUGUACAGUUUUUUCUUCUCGCUGGCCUUUCUAACGUUACCAGAUACCUCAACUAUGCACGUGAUCAAGAGAGAUGGGCGCCAGGAGCGUGUAAUGUUUGACAAAAUCACAUCACGCAUCCAGAAACUUUGCUAUGGACUCAACUCUGACUUUGUUGAUCCUACUCAGAUCACCAUGAAGGUGAUCCAGGGCCUUUACAGCGGCGUUACUACAGUAGAGCUGGACACACUGGCUGCUGAGAUCGCUGCCACUCUCACCACCAAACACCCUGACUAUGCCAUCCUGGCGGCCCGCAUCGCUGUAUCUAACCUGCAUAAAGAGACUAAAAAGGUCUUCAGUGAGGUUAUGGAGGAUCUCUACAACUACGUCAAUCCCCUGAACAACCGCCACUCGCCUAUGAUAUCCAAGGAGACCCUUGAUAUUGUUUUGGCCAACAAAGAUCGCCUCAACUCAGCCAUCAUUUAUGACCGGGAUUUCUCUUACAACUUCUUUGGCUUCAAGACGUUGGAGCGCUCAUAUCUGCUGAAGAUCAAUGGAAAGGUUGCCGAGCGGCCGCAGCACAUGCUGAUGAGGGUGUCCGUAGGCAUUCAUAAGGAAGACAUUGCGGCUGCUAUCGAAACCUACAACCUGCUGUCUGAGAAGUGGUUCACUCAUGCUUCUCCUACUCUGUUUAACGCGGGCACCAACCGGCCACAGCUCUCCAGUUGCUUCCUGCUCGCUAUGAAAGAUGACAGCAUUGACGGCAUCUAUGACACGCUGAAACAGUGUGCGCUCAUCUCAAAGUCUGCCGGUGGCAUCGGGGUGGCAGUGAGCUGCAUUAGAGCCACUGGCAGCUACAUUGCAGGAACAAAUGGUAACUCAAAUGGCCUGGUUCCUAUGCUCCGUGUCUAUAACAACACCGCACGCUAUGUGGACCAAGGAGGAAAUAAGAGACCCGGAGCUUUUGCCAUGUACCUGGAGCCUUGGCAUUUUGACAUUUUCGACUUCCUUGAGCUUAAAAAGAACACCGGUAAAGAGGAGCAGAGAGCUAGAGAUCUGUUUUACGCCCUCUGGAUUCCUGAUCUCUUCAUGAAGCGAGUGGAGACCAAUGGGGAUUGGUCUCUGAUGUGCCCGAAUGACUGUCCCGGGCUGGAUGAGUGCUGGGGAGAGGAGUUUGAGAAGCUCUACACAAAAUAUGAGCAGGAGGGCAGAGCAAAGCGUGUGGUGAAGGCUCAGCAGCUUUGGUACGCCAUCAUCGAGUCUCAGACCGAGACCGGCACUCCAUACAUGCUUUACAAAGACGCCUGCAACCGCAAGAGCAACCAGCAGAACCUGGGCACCAUCAAAUGUAGCAAUUUGUGCACAGAGGUUGUUGAGUACACCAGUAGCGAUGAGGUGGCUGUUUGCAACCUGGCCUCCAUUGCACUUAACAUGUACGUCACCCCAGAGCGAACAUUCGACUUCCAGAAGUUGGCCUCUGUUACGAAGGUCAUUGUGAAGAACCUGAACAAGAUCAUUGAUAUCAACUACUACCCAGUGAAAGAGGCUGAGAACUCCAACAAGCGCCACCGGCCCAUCGGGAUCGGUGUUCAGGGUCUGGCCGAUGCCUUCAUCCUUAUGCGUUUCCCAUUUGAGAGUGCGGAGGCUCAGCUCCUCAACACGCAGAUCUUUGAGACCAUCUAUUACGCUGCUCUGGAGUCCAGCUGUGAGCUCGCGGCUGAAUACGGCCCAUAUCAAACCUACGCCGGCUGUCCUGUCAGCAAGGGUAUCUUGCAGUAUGACAUGUGGGAAAAGACACCUACUGACUUGUGGAACUGGGCAGUGCUUAAGGAGAAGAUUGCAAAGCAUGGGGUGCGUAACAGUCUGCUGCUGGCUCCAAUGCCUACUGCCUCCACAGCUCAGAUCCUGGGCAACAACGAGUCCAUCGAGCCAUACACCAGCAAUAUCUACACCCGCAGAGUCCUGUCUGGGGAGUUUCAGAUCGUGAACCCGCAUCUUCUCAAAGACCUCACAGAACGAGGACUCUGGAACGAGGAAAUGAAAAACCAGAUCAUCGCUCAGAACGGAUCCAUCCAGACCAUUCCCACAAUCCCAGAUGACCUGAAGGAGCUGUAUAAGACCGUGUGGGAGAUUUCUCAGAAGACCAUUUUAAAGAUGGCUGCAGAUCGAGGAGCUUUCAUUGACCAGAGCCAGUCGCUCAACAUCCACAUCGCUGAGCCAAACUACGGCAAACUCACCAGCAUGCACUUCUACGGCUGGAAGCAGGGUCUUAAAACAGGCAUGUACUACCUGAGAACUAAACCAGCGGCAAACCCUAUCCAGUUCACUCUCAACAAAGAGAAGCUGAAGGACACGCAGAAAACGGCCAGCAGUGAAGAGGAGGAAGCCAAAGAGCGUAAUAAAGCUGCGAUGGUGUGUUCACUGGAGAACCGUGACGAGUGUCUGAUGUGCGGAUCAUAAACUCAGCUCCUGCACUCGGACUCAAUCAAUAGCAUCAUUUAGUCAUUUGCAACUUGUACAGUGUUAAACCUUUUUUAAAUGGCCAUGGUGAAGUACAGAAUUCUUCAUAUUAACUUUCCCUUUUGUAUACAAUAAUAUAGUGUACAUUAGGGGAUUAUAUUUUUGAAUGGGUGUGUGUGUGUGUCACUUUUGCAACUUUGUUAAAAUAAAUAACUGAAAAAACA